AUGGCGCCCUUCCACCCCGUGUCAGCGCCGGCCGCGGCAACUGACACAGUCACAACUUCGUUCCUCAUCGGCAAUCUCCACUGUCCCACCUGUGUCUCUUCUAUAAAGACCGCCCUGCAAGAGUCCUGCGGUGAGCAGGUCAAGUGGGUCUCGCCAAACAUCGUCACGUCCGUAGUGACGGUCGAGCACACACCGGCCGCAUCGUUCCAGCGGAUGCGAGAGGCACUCGAGGAGAGCGGCUUCGAAGUAUGCGCUGCCACAACCUCUUCCGGACACGUAUCUGACCUCGACAUGGCCAUGACCGACAGCCUGCCCAACGGGGAGGGCAGCAGCCGCCCCAGAAGUUCCAGGAAUGGCUCGGUGGCUACAGCUCUCAGUCAAUGGAUUCUUUCCUCAGGGCCUAGGGCGUCUCACCAUCAGAGGACCAACGCUCACCUCCUAAACUGUGGACAAUGCCGCAGCAGUGUUGGAAAGACCGGCACAGCGCCAGAUGAGAAGCAGAUACUGGAGACCACGUCGCGGUACUCGGAUUUGGCCUUGAGCAGUAGCGGCAGUUCGGGCCCUCAAGCACUGACGCCGUCCAAACCCUUUGUUGUGGUUGAGAGCGACCAGGAUUCAUCAGGACCGCUCUGGAGAGCCACAGUUGCAGUCGGGGGCAUGACGUGCGCCUCGUGCGUCAACAUGAUUACCGAGAACCUGAGCAAACGGGAGUGGGUGUCAAAUGUCACGGUCAACCUGCUCAACAACAGUGCGACUGUGGACCUAAUCGAGAAAGAAAAGGCGGACGAGCUAAUCCAGGCUAUCGAGGACCUCGGCUACGAGGCAACGCUGGACGCCGUUACCGAAAUCAAGCAAAACAAGGCCAAGGGCGUUGUUAAGCCAGAUACCUGGAGGGCUACGCUUGCUGUUGGGGGAAUGACGUGCGCCGCAUGCGCCAAUACAAUCACCAAGGAGUUGAAGAAGAAGGAUUGGAUCCGGGAUGUCAUUGUCAAUGUGCUUUCCAACAGCGCGACUGUCGAAUUCCAAGGCCGAGCCAAUGCUGACAAGGUGGUUGAGGCGAUUGAGGACCUUGGGUACGAUGCAGCACUCGAUGCCGUCGUCAGCCUUGAUCAGGAGGUUGCCGAAAAUCACGAGAGGACGGUAGAAAUCAGGAUUGGCGGCAUCUACUGCGAGCACUGCCCUACCCGGGUAACCAACAGCCUCGCAGGGUUUAGGCGACAGUUGUCCGUCAUCAACCAACCGACCCUCCAGCGUCCGAUCAUGAAGAUCUCCUAUGUCGCGGACGCACCAGCAUUCACCAUCCGGCAAAUUCUAGCCGCCAUCGAGGCCAGUGAUCCACAAUUCACUGCGUCAAUAUACCAUCCGCCAAGCCUAGAAGAGCGGUCUAGGCUCAUUCAACGAAAACACCAGCUACAAAUCCUUUACCGCGUUGUCUUUACCGGGCUCGUGUGCAUUCCGUCGUUCAUUAUCGGCAUCCUGUACAUGAGCCUGCUCCCUGACAGCGAAUCGAAGCACUUCAUGAUGCACCCGUGGACCUCUGGAAUUAGCAGGGCCCAGAUUGCCCUUUUCAUCAUGGCCACCCCUGUGUACUUUUUUGCCGCUGACCUCUUUCACCGGCGAGCCUUCAAGGAGAUCAUGACCCUAUGGCGGCGAGGGAGCAGGGUGCCUCUGCUGCAGCGCUUCUACCGAUUUGGCAGCAUGAACACGCUCAUGUCGCUGGGCACCACCAUCGCCUACAUCUCGUCGGUUUCGCAAAUGAUUGCGGCAGCGGUACACCGGCCGGCCGAGACCAACGACUCCAACUUCUACUUUGACUCGGUGGUGUUUCUCACCUUUUUCCUGCUUCUCGGCAGGCUGAUCGAGAGCUACAGCAAAUCUAGAACCGGCGACGCUGUAGAGAUGCUGGGAAAGCUCCGCCCAACGACGGCCACCCUGGUCGAGGGUUACGGAACGGAGAAAGCAGAGGAUGUCGUUGUCAAGGCGGACCUGCUCGAUUUCGGCGACGUUGUCCGUGUCACUCAUGGCGCCUCGCCGCCCGCAGAUGGCAUUGUCGUGUCUGGCGAGAGCAACUUUGACGAGUCCAGCCUCACCGGCGAGUCUAGACCGGUGAAAAAGACCCCUGGCGAUGAGGUUUUCUCCGGAACAGUCAACAACGGCGGUUCGCUGCUGGUGCGGAUCACUGGCGCGCCGGGUCAAUCGCUUCUGGACCAGAUUGUCAAGGUCGUCCGCGAGGGCCAAACGAAGCGAGCCCCAAUCGAGCAGAUCGCCGAUUUGCUGACUUCAUACUUUGUCCCUGUUGUCACCCUCAUUGCUAUCCUCACAUGGAUCGUGUGGCUUUCCCUGGGCGCCAGUGGCCGGAUUCCGGGACAUUUUUUGGACGUUACGUCUGGCGGCUGGGUCGCCUUUUCCCUGCAGUUUGCCAUCUCCGUCUUUGUCGUCGCAUGCCCCUGCGGUCUCGCACUUGCGGCGCCGACCGCCAUUUUUGUGGGUGGGGGUAUCGCCGCGAAGCAUGGCAUUCUUGCCAAGGGAGGUGGUGAAGCUUUCGAAAAGGCCAGCCGCGUCGACUGUGUCGUCUUUGACAAGACCGGCACGCUGACUAUGGGCGGAGAGCCAAGCAUAACCGACUCGGAGCUGUAUGCUGACGAUGAGGCCCAGAGAGACUCGAUCCUGGCGGCACUCAAAGCAGUCGAGGAGAACAGCAGCCACCCGAUCGCGAAGGCCAUUGUCUCCUUCUGCGCCGCGAAGACGACAUCCAAAGUGACCAUCGACAGCUUACAAGAAGUUCCUGGGAAAGGAAUGAAAGCGACCUACCGCAAGGCCGGCAGCGAAGCGGCCUCCGAGAUUGCCGUUGGCAACGAGGCGCUCAUGGAAGACCUCUCAGUACUUAUCCCCUCGUCUACAGCGCAAGUUCUCCAACAAUGGAAGAGUGAAUCCAAAUCCAUCGCCCUUGCCGCAACCGCCGCCUCUCCCUCCGGGACCUGGACACUCGCCGCCGCUCUCUCCAUCUCGGACCCCAUCCGGCCCGAAGCACCGCCCAUCAUCCGUGCGCUUCAACAAUCGGGCAUCCGCGUGUGGAUGCUGUCAGGCGACAACCCGACCACAGCGUCAGCCGUCGCGCUGCAGCUGGGCAUCCCGCAAGAUCAGGUCAUGGCGGGGGUCUUGCCGACGGGGAAAGCCGACCGGAUCAAGUACCUGCAGUCGACCCUCAAAGCAAACGCACCAGCACACCCCAACACCACCAACAGCGAGGAAUCAACCGCCCGUCGCGCGACGGUGGCGAUGGUCGGGGACGGGAUCAACGACUCGCCAGCACUAGCAACAGCCGACGUCGGGGUGGCGGUGGGGUCGGGCGCCGACGUGGCCAUCAGCAGCGCCGACUUUGUGCUGCUCAACAGCGACCUGCGCAGCGUUCUGACCCUGCUGGACCUGUCGCGCGUCGUGUUCCGCCGCAUCAAGUUCAAUUUCGGCUGGGCCGUCGUCUACAACUGCCUUGCCCUUCCCGUUGCCGCGGGCGUGUUUUACCCCAUUGUUGUUGGGGACGGCGAGCACGUCCGUCUGGAUCCUGUCUGGGCUAGUCUGGCUAUGGCGUUGAGCAGUAUUAGUGUGGUGGUGAGCUCGUUGAUGCUUAGGUGGGAUUAUACCCGCGAUAUGGCAGUUCAUUUUUGA
This is a messenger RNA of Canariomyces notabilis, 3666 nucleotides long. RefSeq names its product heavy metal translocatin. Gene Ontology annotation, molecular function: ATP binding; P-type divalent copper transporter activity; copper ion binding. Lineage: Eukaryota; Fungi; Ascomycota; Sordariomycetes; Sordariales; Chaetomiaceae. The transcript is spliced from 2 exons. Gene Ontology annotation, biological process: copper ion homeostasis; monoatomic cation transport. Gene Ontology annotation, cellular component: membrane. The record is from RefSeq and is a predicted model, not a curated record. The coding region runs from base 1 to 3666 and encodes 1221 amino acids.